Messenger RNA from Mycena citricolor, 1005 nucleotides. Lineage: Eukaryota; Fungi; Basidiomycota; Agaricomycetes; Agaricales; Mycenaceae. The record is from the annotation of a GenBank genome assembly.
AUGGAAUCCCUCCUCCGUUGGGGUAUCGAGAACUCUGCCCAAAAUGCCUCUCCCUCCGAUCCUCCGCCAGCCCCGAGACAAGACCUCGAUCCAGGUGUCAUCGACAUGAUUCUCGGGAAGUCUGAUGCGGAACUCAUGAAGGAGGACCUGUCCGUCGCGUUGGAUGAGUCCAAAUCGGAGGAUGAGCGAAUCAACGCGUUAGAUCAUCUGGAAAUGUUGAUCGAGCAAAUUGACAAUGCAAACAACCUGGAAAAAUUGAAAAUGUGGACACCCCUUCAUAAUCUACUCUCCAAGGCGCCCACAUCAGAUAUUCUAAUGCAGACCUUGUGGGUGAUAGGGACUGCCCUUCAGAACAAUCCUGCAGCGCAAGAUGCCUAUCUCUCUUAUGAUCCGCUACCUGUCCUAACCAGGUUUCUCAAGCCAUCACCUUCCUCUACCGCAGACGUACGCUCCAAAGCCGUUUAUGCAUUGUCCGGUCUCCUGAAGCACAACGCCCCCGCCGUCCGGGCAAUGUCGCAAUCCGACGUCCAAGGGUGGGAGAAGCUGCGGGAAGCCUUGCAAGACCCGAAUCUCGGCGUCCGUCGUAAAGCCCUGUUCCUCCUCAGUGCGCUUCUCGUCCCAAAUGCCCCCGUCUCCGAAUCAUCGUCCCUCAAACAACCCAUCCACGCCAACUCCCACGCGGCACAGCUGGCAGAUGCCAGUCGCUCAGACACCUCUGCUCCGGCUCUGAAGGCAGUGCACGAGCAUGGGAUCUUGGACAGUGUUAUCUCGGGACUGACGCAUCCCGUCCCAUCUGGUGUGGACGGCGAUGUUCCCGGUCCGGAUGCGGACUUUGAGGAGAAGGGUGUUGCGCUGCUUCGCACGUAUGGCGUGGACUGUCAAGGGCAGUUCACGCCUGAACAGAAAAACGCGUUGAACCCGUGGAUCAAGAACACAUCGGCCGCGGCUUCGCAGUGGGGGUUGACCACCAAAGAACUGGACGCUCUUCUGCAGACGAUGGCAUGA